GUAUCGCGCCUCUCUGUGCUGUUCCCUCCCCGCCGAGGCACUGGCACGGCACGGACUGCGACGUCCCUCCUCUCCUCCUUCUUCUUCCACCUUCCCUCCCUCCCUCCACCCCACUCGUGACUGACUGAGCUGAGCGCUCCCGCUAGACUUGAGCCUGAGCGCACGCGACGACGCAGGGGAGCAGUUACGCGCCCGAUUUAAUGCCCUGCUGAAUGCAGAGCAGUUUCUUCGCUUGCUUGAGCUGCCCGGGCAUUCAAUGCCCUCGUAUCCCCCUCGCUUGACCUCGGAACCACACUGCUCCUCCUACGCUCGCUAGCAGAGUGCGCGUGCGUGCGUGCGUGCGUCUGCUCCGCCGGCCGCCGGAUUGGGUGGUAGAGGUAGAUAGGUAGAGGCGGGAGAGGAGGAGGAUGAACUACCUCAGGAGCCGGAGCCUGAAACGGCUCCUCUCCAUCGGCCGCCGGAGCAACCCUGAUGACGACUGCGUCGUCGAGGCCGAGCCCCCGCCGCCGCCACCGGCGCCGAGCAAGCCCGCAUGGAGGUGCUUCUCCUACGAGGAGGUUGACCAGGCCACCAACGGCUUCCACCCAGACAACGUGGUGGGGCGUGGCGGCUACGGCGAGGUAUACUGCGGGAUCCUGGCGGACGGGCGCGCCGUGGCGGUGAAGCGGCUGGCGGCGGCGCCGGCGGACGAGAAGAAGGAGAAGGACUUUUUGACGGAGCUGGGCACGGUGGGCCACGUGCGCCACCCCAACGUCUCCUCCCUCCUCGGCUGCUGCGUCGACCGCGGCCUCCACCUCGUCUUCGACUUCUCCACCCGCGGCUCCGUCUCCGCCAACCUCCACGACGAGAAGCGGCCGGUGAUGACGUGGAGCCAGCGGCACGGCGUGGCGGUGGGCACCGCGCGGGGGCUCCGGUACCUCCACAAGGGCUGCGCGCGCCGGAUCAUCCACCGGGACAUCAAGGCCUCCAACAUCCUCCUCGACGCCGACUACCAGCCCCAGAUUUCCGACUUCGGGCUCGCACGGUGGCUGCCGUCGGAGUGGACGCACCACGCCAUCGCGCCCAUCGAGGGCACAUUCGGGUGCCUGGCGCCGGAGUACUUCACGCACGGCAUCGUCGACGAGAAGACGGACGUGUUCGCCUUCGGCGUCUUCCUCCUGGAGCUCAUCUCCGGCCGCAAGCCCGUCGACGGCUCCCACAUGAGCCUCCUCGCAUGGGCCAAGCCAUACCUCAAGGACGGCGUGGUGCAAGGCCUGGUGGACCCGCGGCUCGGCGACGCCGGCUACGACGCCGGCCAGCUCCGGCGGCUCAUGUUCGUCGCCUCGCUCUGCGCCAGGUCCGCCGCCGCGUGGCGGCCCACCAUGACCGAGGUGCUGGAGCUGCUGGAGUCGGCGGAGAUAUCGCAGGAACGGUGGCAGAUGCCGGAGGAGGUGGUGGAGGAGGAGUUCUGGGACUUCGACGACCUCACCGACUUCGAGGACGACGACGAUGAGGACAACUACGACGACGAAUCGGAUUCCCCCUCGAUACCUUCGUCAGCAUGCAGCAUCCACGCCAAUGAUUGAUCACACUGGCCCCCAAAUCUUUUUUGCCGCUGUCAGUAGAUCAAGUGUCCUUCUUGUUUUGGCUUAGGAGAUCGGUAUGAAUGAAUAUGAUCCUCUCGAUUAUAUUAGUGUACAUAAACAAGAACCAACUGGUAACUAGUAAGGCAGGAUUAGUGAGUGAUUCGAUCAAGCCCAUGGUUUUCAUUA
This is a messenger RNA of Hordeum vulgare subsp. vulgare (domesticated barley), 1751 nucleotides long. Its product is annotated as probable receptor-like serine/threonine-protein kinase At5g57670. Gene Ontology annotation, molecular function: protein kinase activity; ATP binding. Bases 408 to 1565 code for a protein of 385 amino acids. The record is from RefSeq and is a predicted model, not a curated record. Gene Ontology annotation, biological process: protein phosphorylation. The transcript is spliced from 6 exons. NCBI's taxonomy places the organism in Eukaryota, Viridiplantae, Streptophyta, Magnoliopsida, Poales, Poaceae.